This is a messenger RNA of Alligator sinensis (Chinese alligator), 3939 nucleotides long. RefSeq names its product allantoicase (gene ALLC). Gene Ontology annotation, molecular function: allantoicase activity. The record is from RefSeq and is a predicted model, not a curated record. Bases 27 to 1214 code for a protein of 395 amino acids. The transcript has 11 exons. NCBI's taxonomy places the organism in Eukaryota, Metazoa, Chordata, Crocodylia, Alligatoridae. Gene Ontology annotation, biological process: allantoin catabolic process.
CUUCUGCUUCUGCUAUUACAGGGAAGAUGGCUGCUCAUAUCAAAGAAGAAAAAACUCAGGUUUUACCUGACUUUCUGAAUCUGAAUGAUUUGGCCUGCAAAACUAUGGGAGGAAAGGUUUUAUUUGCAACAGAUGACUUUUUUGCUCCUGCAGACAACCUUUUAAAGAAACAGAAUCCAGAAUUCAAAGUAGAUACAUUUACUGCAUAUGGCAAGUGGAUGGAUGGAUGGGAGACAAGGAGGAAAAGGACUCCAGGACAUGAUUGGUGCAUUAUCCAGUUGGGAGUACCAGGCACUAUCCAUGGAUUUGAAGUAAACACAUCUUUCUUUGCUGGAAAUUGUGCUCCCCGUAUAUCUGUUCAGGCAGCAUGCUUGAAACGAGUUGAGAUACCAGAAUUGUGGCCAAGAGGGGACAGAAUAGGAACUGCAGCUUCUGAUGAAGAAUUUGAAGCUGUCAAGAAGAUGAAGUCAGAAGAAUGGAACUUUCUGGUUCCAAUGACAGAAUUAAAGCCAGGAUCCCUUGAUACUAGCCAAAGUUAUUUUUCUGCCCAUUCUAAGCAGAGAUGGACUCAUGUACGGUUCAACAUCUAUCCAGAUGGUGGGAUUGCACGAUUCAAAGUGUUCGGUAUCAUACAGAAAGACUGGUCAGCUUCUGGCCUAAAUGACUUAGAUGACUUGGUGGCAAUGGCGAACGGCGGUGUCUGUGUUGGAUUUAGCUCUACUCAAUUAGGUCACCCAAGAAAUAUUUUAUGGCCAGGAAAAGCGACUUCAAUGAAAGAUGGCUGGGAAACAGCAAGAAGAAUGGAUAGACCACCGGUUGUAAAAGUUGAUGACAAAGGUAUUCUCUUGAUACCAGGUCAUGAAUGGGCAGUUUUUCGUCUAGCACAUCCUGGUAUAAUAACCCAUAUUGAAAUAGACACUACUCACUUUAAAGGUAACUUUCCAGAUACAUGUCAAGUUGAGGCCUGUGUCUUGAACGCAGAAGAAGAAAAAGAAUGUUUAACACAGAAAUGGAAUCUUAAACAGGGUCUAAAAUGGAUCCCUUUGCUUUCUGUUGCAAAACUUAAACCUAACAAGAGGCAUUUCUUUGAUGGCACAGUCAUGCAAAUGCAAGAUGCAAUUACUCAUGUAAGACUCGUUAUUUGUCCUGAUGGAGGAGUAAGUAGGAUGCGUCUCUGGGGUUUUCCACGUACUCUGUUAUCUAAAAGCAAAUGAACAAGAGCCUUGAAAGUUUUAAGGGUUAUACAAUAGAAGUUAACUUCUUGGCUAUCAUAUACAGUGGUAUAUAUUAAUUAAAUAGGAUGCAUUCACUGCAUCAAGCAUGAUUUUACCAGUAAUAAACAAAAAUUUUUGAUUUUUUUUAAUGGUUUGUCAUUAUAAAACAGUUUCUGCAGUUUUAGGAAUAUAAUCAGUGAAAUAUAUUUUUGCAAAUAUGUAUCAUUUAUAUAGUGCCUGUAAUUAGCCAGUGACCACAUACAAUUCUCUGAAUAGUAAUAGCACAUCUUAGGUAAGCAUCAACAUUUAUCAUUAAGUGAUUGUAACCACGCUGCAAGCCCUCUAAUUGUCCUAAAAUGUACAGCUGCAGUGUCCUACUGGUGAAAUGAAAUGAAAUAUCUAGCUAAAAAUAAAUCAGAUUUUUUUUUAAUUAUGGGUGUGACUUAAUUAAAAAACAAUCAAAAAGUUCAAUGUAUAUUCAAUUGCCUCUAUUCUUUUGUUUUACUUACAAUGUUUGAUAAUUAAAUAAUAAUGAUUCUGUAUUCAUAAACAUCUCUACAACUUAGGUUUCUGAUAUGAUAAAGUACUUUGAUAUUUUGCAAGUAAACAUGCAAGCUUACUUGUUUACCUCCAUCAUUCUUAUGUGUGUAGAUAAGUUUGCAUUAUACAGGCAGAUGUAGACAUAUAUUGAGUAUUGGUGAAAUUUGAAAACAUAUUAAUUUGCAUAAAUCCAAAAUGAAAAUUGAGACAAUCAUUUUAACCUUUUUCAUACAUGUUUUGCUGCUUUAUGAUGUUUCAAAUAUUGUGUCUUUCUUUAUGGGCCUAGGCUAACAUUUUCAAAACUGGAUGCUCAACAUUAUGUUUCUGAAGCCAUAUUUGGCAAUCUGAGUACAUUAUCUGACUUUUCCUGGAAGUCUACUAGAUGACAAUGGGAGCUACAGGGUUUUCAACACUUCUAAAAUUUGGGGUAUCUCAUUUCACUGCCCAAAUAUGGCUUUUAGACUUGAAUCAUCCAGUUUUGAAACUGAUGACUCUAGAUUCUACUUCAUGAUUCAGCAUUUCUUUUAGAUGAAAAAUAGUAAGAAUAGAGUUGAUGAAGCUUUUUGGAGAUAAUGGCCAUGGACAGGCAUUCAUUUCUAUUGCUGAAAAUUUCUGGGAGAUUUGUAGUGGUUAAAAUUUUUCCUAGAGAGUACAAGUGUUCCAGUCUGUAGAUGCCCCCUUUCCAGCUCCCCAUGCCUUUCCAAGACAGGGUCACCCAGUGCUGUGACAAGGAGGUUUGGCAUCUAGGGCAAAGCCCGCAGCAGCAGCCUGCCCUCACCCCGUGCAAAGAUCUGGGGGGCACACGCCCCUCCCAUACUUGCCCAGGGGUGCAUGCAAUGGUGGGAGCUGCCCUCCCCUCAUCCCCGUGCUCUCCCAAACGAGCCACUUGUGGCUCUGUCCCGUGCUCCGCCCCGACUGGCAGCGCUUGUUGGUGUCCCUUCGCUAUGGCACUGGGGUCACCCCAGCCUGAGGAAGUGAGAUCUACUCUGGGAGAACAGUUUCAGCUGGACUCCUCCAUAGCACAGGAAGAGUUCAGCUGUGAGGAAACAUCUCUGCAGCUUUCCCAGACUGGGUUCCCUUGGUUUGGAGAGGGUGCAGGGAAAGCUGCAGCUGGACUUUUCUUGUGCUGAAGAUAGGUCUCCCUGGUGCUGGGAAGGUUGGGGUUGGGGGUGGGGGUGGCGUUAGCAGUUCAAUUCCACCCUUGAGAGAUGAGCUGUGAGAAAAUGCCCCUUCCCCAGACCCAAGUGCCCCUCAGUGUUUGGGGGAAGCUGCCGUUUGAUUCCUCCCAAUCACUGAGCAGUUGAGCAUACAGGCGUUCAUACAGGCGUUUGUUCUAGUGAGAGAAACUGGUCACUGUGGGGAAGGAAAAGGCAAUCUCACAAGCUGCUUUACUUUCCACACCGUGGGCACGCAUAUGGCUCAGUCCUUGAGCACCUCUAGUUUGCACCUUGCCUUUAAUGGAAUUUACGAUGGUGGUUGGGAAUAGCUAACGUUAUGGGCAGACUGGGGCUGAGAUUGGCCUUUUUGUGGAACUUGAGAGUAACUGCAGAGACCUGAUAAUGUGAAGCCUGGUGGCACCAUUUGUGGACUUUUGCAUUGCUUCUAUAUGCAUUCCCACCCUUACAUUCUUUUCCAGUUCAAAUUGUCAACUUUUGGUGUAUCCUCUGUUCUUACUGGUUGUAAGUGUUUUACUACUGUUCUAUAUAGUUACAGUAACUUCAUAAUAUAUAUAACCUUUGCAUUGGCUUCCAUUAUUUCUGAAUAAGAAAGCCACUCUACCAAUUAUAUUAAUGCUUAUUACAUUUGAAAUAAAUAUUUGCUUUCGAGUUUUUAGUAAGGUAAAUGGCAGCAUGUAUGAAUGACAGCAAAUACAAGAAGCCCUUUUCUAGAAUUAUGAAUGUUAACCUCUCUCUCUGCACGGAUUGUAGGGAUACAGGCUUUACUAACAUAAAUACAAAUGAACCCUGAGUCCAAGGAACGGAGAACGUUUCUUCUCCCCCACCCCCUUUGUACACGGAUAGGCAUUAUGAAAUGUUAUAUAUUGUACCUACCUUGUGUAUAGAUAUCGAACCUGGGUAAUACUGAAUUUUAUCUGAUUUUAAUUGUUCAUUAUAUUGUAUUUGGGGACAUUAAAAUAUGUUGUGACAUAUGAUAUACUGUUAUUUGUAUGCUACUUUUAUACCCA